AGUUUCAUCUGAUUCAAAUCAUAAAUUUCAACGUAGUAGCGAAGUGAUGAAUGUACCUGUGGUACAAUCAACCAUUUUACCUGGUGAUAUGCUUGCAGCUAAAAUACGCACCUAUCUUUCUCAACCUGUAACCUGGCAACCAUCAGCAGAUCAACAUCGUCUUAUCGGACAUAUGAUAUUACAUAAGACAAAUGGUACACACGGUGAUCUUGGCUUAAAGGUUGUUGGAGGUCGACGAUCUGAUACCGGUCGUUUAGGUGCAUUUAUCACACGUGUGAAACCUGGAUCUGUUGCUGAUACUGUUGGCCAUCUUCGGGAAGGUGAUGAAGUAUUAGAAUGGAAUGGUCGUCAAUUACAAAAUGCUACAUUUGAUCAAGUUUAUGAUACUAUAAAUUUAUCAAGGCAUGAUACACAAGUUGAAUUGAUUGUUUCACGUUCAAUGAGUGCACCGGGUGGUGAUGAUUUCCUGAAUGUGCAGAGGAUGCUACCGAAUCCGGCAUUCCUUCCAACCGGAGGAUCAGGGAUCGGUGAUUAUUAUCUAAGCAAUCCAUUGGAGGCAAAUAAUUUUGCGCAUUCGCAAUCAGGAACAACUUCACCGCAUAUGCAACCAUUCAUUAAUACAUCUUCCAAUUACAAUUCUGCAUUGAUAUGUAAAGCAAUCGAUUCACCGUUAUAUGAUACUACUGGUUCAAUGAGAAUAAUUACAUCGGAUGAUUAUUGCGGAAAACCGUUUGGAAGAGGACAGAUCUUCGGGCGAAUUGAGAUUUCGUUAUAUUACGGUGCUAUAGAAAGACAACUUGUAGUUACCAUAAGACAUGCAACAGAUUUACCACCUCGACCAGAUGGUACCGCACGUAAUCCAUAUGUCAAAUUAUUUCUUCUACCAGAUCGAAGCGAGAAAAGUCGUCGACAAUCUGCGGUGCUUAUCGAAACAUGUAAUCCAAUUUGGAAUGAACCAUUUUAUUAUCAUGGACUCACUAAAUCUAUGCUAAUGGAACGUGUUUUGGAGGUGACAGUAUGGGAUUACGAUCAGUAUGAGACAAAUUCAUUUAUGGGUGAAGUAUUGAUUGAUUUUACAAUUGCCCAAUUAGAUGAUGAACCAUUUUUAUAUACAUUGAUAGAUAUGGAUGAAGAUAAUCCGCUUAGAGCGAAGUUACAACAACGUCGUCUUAAUAUUUAUCACGCAUCUACACGUUCACAAAGUGAAAUGGGACAUUAUUCAACUAGUAAUCAACAACGUGGGACCGAUAAUACGAGUACUUAUGAAGCGUAUCGGCCUAGAUCACGACAGCAACAUAUGCUGCAUCCAAAUUAUGGGAUACGUCGAUCACGGACCUACGAUCGAAGCGGAGCACGAAUUGAAGAAGACUGGACAGUAACCUAUCCAUCAGGAUACUUAUCCGAUCAUGGUUACAGUAAUCAUCUGCCUGUUCGCUAUUCAUAUCGAGAACGAAGACCGCGAUCUGCUACAAUGAUGCGUCCAUUACCAGAUAUGCGAACUUACAAUCGAAAUUUACCCCCAGCACCAUGGGCUGCAGAUGAGGAAGAUGAUCAGCAAAUGAUAGCUCCACAAUCAGCACAGGCGUUAACAAGGUUUCCUCGAGAUCAACGAUUAGCCAAUGAACGUUUACGAUUCGAAGCGAUGCAUGAACAACAACCUGGAUAUGGAAGUGAUGGAUCGGAAACGUUAAGUAUACAUUCAACUCAGAGUAUACCUACAAGGCAGCCACCGAGACGAAUAACUAACGGUGGAAGUGAGCAGGUAAGUAUGAAUCAACAAUUAGAUGACAAUGUGGAAGAAUAUAUCGAAGAAGGAGCUAUAAGUGAUUCUGUGAUGACUAAAGGAACCGUUACGACAACUACCAAAGAUCGCAAGAAAAGUCUGAUGACAAGGCUCAUUCCGGGUAGAAAUGCUUCACUUGAAGGUAAAAGGACAGGAUUUCAACGAUCUGAAGAAGUAGGUGUGCCGGAAGGUUUAACUGUACCAGGUGAUUAUCUUCAAACUCCUUUCAUGAAGCAAACUUCGAAAGAAUCAACAGAUUCAUCUCAUAGUGACAAUUGGGGACCUAUUUUGACCGAUGGUCCAUUGGGCAGUUUUGUUGACAGUUUGGGACCUGGCCAGGUUGUGGGCCGACAAGUUUUAGCAAGUCCGGUGCUUGGUGAAAUACAAAUCGGUAUAGCAGCAGUUAGAGCGGGCAUUGAUGUUGAAAUUAUUCGUGCUAAAAAUCUUGUGGUCAAGCCAGGUGUAAAAGUUAAUCCAGCUCCAUAUGUUAAAGUAUAUUUGUUGGAAGGGAAACAAUGCAUAGCUAAAGCGAAAACACGUGCAGUGAGAAGGACAACAACACCGAUAUUUCAACAGCAUAUUGUUUUCUCUGAGACACCACGAAAAAAGAUGCUUCAGAUCACAGUAAUGGCUGAUUAUGGUCGAAUGGAACGAAAAUCAUUCAUGGGUAUUGCACAAAUUCGAUUGGAUGAUUUAGAGUUGGGUUCUGAACCAAUGGUUGGUUGGUACAAGCUGUAUCAUGGUUCAAGCCUAGCCGGUACUAGGCCAAUUCGUAAAGAUAGUGAUACAAGUUUGACUGAAGUGAAGCAAUGAUUUUGUCUCACUGUUUUUUACAAGCCUUCUCUCUUCUUUCCUUCUUUUCUUCCUGGUUUCGUUUAUCAUAAAUGGAAAUGAUUUAGUUCAUUUUUUUUUUCUCAUUAAAGAACGAAAAAUUUAAUUGGAAACGCC
This is a messenger RNA of Loa loa (African eye worm), 2731 nucleotides long. Its product is annotated as rab-3-interacting molecule unc-10. The record is from RefSeq and is a predicted model, not a curated record. The transcript has 20 exons. Gene Ontology annotation, biological process: regulation of synaptic plasticity; calcium ion-regulated exocytosis of neurotransmitter; positive regulation of synaptic transmission. Gene Ontology annotation, cellular component: cytoskeleton of presynaptic active zone; presynaptic membrane. Gene Ontology annotation, molecular function: small GTPase binding; transmembrane transporter binding. The coding region runs from base 47 to 2596 and encodes 849 amino acids. NCBI's taxonomy places the organism in Eukaryota, Metazoa, Nematoda, Chromadorea, Rhabditida, Onchocercidae.